This is a messenger RNA of Cladophialophora psammophila CBS 110553, 1056 nucleotides long. RefSeq lists its product as uncharacterized. The record is from RefSeq and is a predicted model, not a curated record. Bases 1 to 1056 code for a protein of 351 amino acids. The transcript has 2 exons. Lineage: Eukaryota; Fungi; Ascomycota; Eurotiomycetes; Chaetothyriales; Herpotrichiellaceae.
AUGAAUUGCUUUCAACAUCAGACGACGGAACGAAAGGACACCAUCCGCAAUCUUCUCAACGGCAUUUGGCGCGUUCUGCCGCCUGAGCCGAAGGAGACAGCCUCCCUUACUUGGGAUGAGGCUGACGCGUAUUUCAAACACUAUCUGAAAUUGUUGCAAGACCGACGGGUUGUUGAUGGCAUUAGUAUCAGCUUCUCCAACACUGAUAACGCGGCCGAAGAAGUGAUCAGAUUUGUUCAAUUUGUACGGGAGCGAUGGGACCAACCAGUUGAGAAAAUCGAGGACGACAUUAGAAAUGAUCCACCACCAUUUCUGUUGAAAUCGACGCAUGAUGCGACACGAAUGGCCUUGAAAUUAGCUCUCAGGCUAUGGCUUUUCGUCGAUCCAAACCUCUCAGAUUCUGCUACAGUCCAACCACAACCUGGACAAACAUCGGCGGGUCUUCAGCUCCAUCAGGCAGUGUCGAGUUCACUAUGGCCUAGGAGCAGCCCAAGUCUAAAGACACUUUCGGCAGACUUCUCUGCCAAAAGCCUGAUUCGGAAAGGUGGCUUUGAGUUUCAAUCCACCGGGGAUUUGAGCGAGCACUUGACGUUUGAUCCGGAUUGCCGAUGGAUAAUCAGGGUUUUCGGCUGUGCGAGAGCUCUUGAAGUUCACAGACUGUCAGAGAAAAUAAUCGUGUACCCAGAAGCCUUCGUGGUCGAGGUGCAGAAAACUCUGCAGCUACUUUUUCCCACCGCUGGCCGGAAGUCUGGCAGACGUACGCGAGAAUAUGUCAAAAGGUAUCGAGCCGACCUCGAAGCCCCCAUAGUCGAGAUGAACCGUCUCAGUCUCGGCACAUACCCCUUUUUCGGCGAAAGGCUCGAACACAUCCAAAAGCGUUACAAUGACUCCACGCAAAGGCUGCUCCGGCAGUGGUACUAUGACAGGCGCAAGCGGGUCGAGUGGGCAACCUUUGUCGUUGCCGUUAUUGUCUUCAUCCUGACGGUGGUUUUCGGGAUCAUAUCAUCAGUGACGGGAAUCUUGCAGGUGUACGCGGCGUACAAGUGGCAUAAUUGA